This is a messenger RNA of Enterobius vermicularis (human pinworm), 714 nucleotides long. The record is from the annotation of a GenBank genome assembly. NCBI's taxonomy places the organism in Eukaryota, Metazoa, Nematoda, Chromadorea, Rhabditida, Oxyuridae.
AUGGCAUCCUAUAAUCCAUUUUUGGCUAGACCAGACUUUGCCCUUCUGAACCCAUAUUUUCAAGCACCACCGUUUCUAUCGUUACCGGGUGCAACCGGAUUUUGUCCAAGACUUCCGGUUGAAUUAUCUGAGUUACCGCCACCGAUACCGCCGGUUGUUCAGGAUGACGGUGUUGUUGAUGAUCCGCACGCUGAGCUUGAUGAUAAAGCAUUAUGGGAUGAGUUUUCAAAAAUUGGUACUGAAAUGGUCAUAACAAAAAGUGGAAGGCGUAUAUUUCCAGCCUUUAAAGUUAAACUGUCUGGGCUGGAUAAACGGUCUAAAUAUAUUCUGAUGUUGGAUAUUGUACCGGCUGAUGAGUGCCGGUAUAAGUUCCAUAAUUCACGGUGGAUGGUUGCUGGUAAAGCAGAUCCUGAAAUGCCAAAGCGACUUUAUGCACAUCCGGACAGUCCGGCAACCGGUGAACAUUGGAUGGCAAAAGGAGCAAAUUUUCAUAAGCUUAAGCUAACCAACAAUAUUUCAGAUAAACAUGGCUUUAUAUUAUGGCUGAUACUGUUGAAUGAAUCUGAGAUUCUUGAAAUUGUCAUCAAAAAUUUCACCUUAGGAUUUAAUUGUUAUUGUUGUUGUCGUCGUCAUCGUCGUCAUCGUCGUCGUCGUUGUCGUCGUCUUCGUCAUCGUCGUCACCAGACUGAUGACAACGCUAUUUGGCGACGAUGA